AUGGCGCCUAAUGCAGUGGACAGCAAUGCGGAAAGCUAUAAAGGGACCAGGUCGCCAUGGACUCCAAAGGAUCUUCAGGCAGCACUCGACUGGUUCAGCACAUCGAUCAUGUCGCGCUCAAGCUAUCUUCAAGCUUCAACGCUGCUCUCUUCUUUCCUGUCGCUUACAGCUGGCCAGACACCUAUCAGCUCGUCUGACGGCGGUUGGAGCACGACCCUGGCUGGCACCCCUACCUCAUUCCGCCCUGUCUUUACUCUUCCUCCCUCAGUAGACCAAGGCGUUGAGCAGAUCCCCAACAUCUACGAUCCCCAAGCUGUCGACGCACAGGAUGUCUGCCCAGGCUACAAGGCGUCCGGUCUCGAACAGAACGACCGUGGCCUGAGCGCCACCUUGACGCUGGCUGGAGCACCUUGCAAUGCUUACGGUACCGAUAUCGAGGAGCUAGACCUGAAGGUCGAAUAUCAGGCCAAGGGGCGACUGGCCGUUAGCAUUAUUCCUAAACAUCUUGAUGCUAGCAACCAGUCCCAAUGGAUUGUUCCCGAAGAUCUUAUCCCAAGGCCGCAAUCCGAGGAUUCAUCGGAGGGCACAGACCUCAAAUUUGAUUGGGGCAACGAGCCAUCUUUCUGGUUCAAUGUCGGCCGUCGCUCUACUGGAGAUGUCAUCUUCACUACUCAGGGCUCGCACCUCAUUUAUGAGAACCAGUUUGUUGAGUUUGUGAACAGCCUGCCUGAAGACUACAACCUUUACGGUCUCGGAGAACGCAUUCACGGCCUUCGCCUGAACAACAACUUCACCGCAACCAUUUACGCUGCUGAUGUUGGUGACCCAAUCGACCGCAACCUUUACGGUAGCCACCCGUUCUACCUCGAAACCCGCUACUUCGAAAAGGGCGGCAAUGGUAGCAGGACCCCUCUUAAACAGUCCGAGAUGCAGCAGAGCAACUUUGGCUACGACAGCAAGCCAACUGGAUCGAAGUACGAGUCUCUCUCUCAUGGUGUAUACUACCGUAACACUCACGGCAUGGAUGUUGUCAUGAAGCCUGACCAUCUCUCGUGGAGAACAUUGGGAGGUGCGAUCGACCUAUUCUUCUACGACGGACCUUCUCAGCCUGAGGUGACCAAGGAGUACCAGAAGUCGGCGAUUGGUCUGCCUGCGAUGCAACAGUACUGGACCUUCGGUUUCCACCAGUGCCGAUGGGAAACCAUCUGGCUCGACAUCGAUUACAUGGACCAAUACCGAGACUUCACUCUUGAUCCCGUGACUUUCUCCCCCUCCGGUGUCAAGGACUUCUUUGGCUGGCUGCACGGAAACAACCAGCACUUUGUACCCAUUGUGGAUGCAGCAAUCUACAUCCCGAACCCGCAGAACGCGAGUGACGCAUACGACACUUACACUCGCGGAAACGAGUCUGGUGUCUUCCUGAAGAACCCCGAUGGCAGCCAAUACAUUGGCGCUGUAUGGCCUGGGUACACUGUCUUCCCCGACUGGCUAUCUUCCAACGGUGUAGCCUGGUGGGUUAAGGAGAUGGUUGAGUGGUACAAGGAAGUGCCGUUCAGCGGCUUCUGGGUUGACAUGACUGAAGUCUCUUCAUUCUGUGUCGGCUCCUGCGGAACUGGCAACGUUACCCUGAACCCUGUUCACCCACCUUUCUCUCUUCCUGGUGAGGUAGGCAACAUUGUCUACGACUUCCCCGAAGGCUUCAACAUCACCAACGCAACCGAGGCCGCUUCAGCCUCAGCCGGUGCCUCGAGCCAGGCCGCACUAUCAGCAGAGCCCACGGCAGAGGUUUCUACGACUGCCAGCUACUACCGAUCAGAGCCUACGCCCGGUUCGCGCAACGUCAACUACCCUCCAUACGUCAUCAACCAUGUCCAGGGAGGAGCUGAUCUUGCUGUUCACGCUGUCAGCCCUAACGCGACACACGAGAACGGUGUUGAAGAGUACGAUGUCCACAACCUCUUUGGUCAUCAAAUCAUCAAUGCCACCUACCAGGGUCUUCUCGAGGUCUUCCCUGGCAAGCGACCCUUCAUUAUCGGACGCUCCACAUUCGCUGGUAGCGGCAAGUGGGCUGGUCACUGGGGUGGUGACAAUGCGUCCAAGUGGGCUUACAUGUUCUUCUCCAUUCCUCAGGCUCUAUCCUUCUCGCUCUUCGGUAUUCCCAUGUUUGGUGUCGACACAUGUGGGUUCAACGGAAAUUCCGACAUGGAGCUUUGCGCCCGCUGGAUGCAACUCUCUGCUUUCUUCCCAUUCUACCGCAACCACAACGUGCUCUCUGCCAUUCCACAGGAGCCCUACGUCUGGGAUGCCGUAGCCUCUGCAUCUAGGACCGCCAUGCACAUUCGAUACUCUCUGCUGCCCUACAUGUACACUCUCUUCAACGACGCCCACACCACUGGUUCUACCGUGAUGCGUGCGCUCGCAUGGGAGUUCCCCAACGAGCCACAGCUCGCAGGCGUCGACACACAGUUCAUGUUGGGACCCAACAUCCUCAUCACUCCCGUUCUUGAGCCUCAGGUUGACACCGUCAAUGGUGUUUUCCCUGGUAUCGUUGACGGCGAGAGCUGGUUCGACUGGUACUCUGGCGAGCGUGUCCAGGCUGAAGCUGGUGUCAACACUACCAUCUCGGCUCCUCUGGGCCACAUCCCCGUAUACGUUCGCGGUGGCGCAGUACUGCCGACCCAAGAGCCUGGCUACACCACUACUGAGUCCCGGAAGAACCCUUGGGGUCUCAUCGUUGCUCUGUCAACUGAUGGUACCGCUUCUGGUAACCUGUACAUUGACGAUGGCGAGUCUCUUGAGCCGGAGUCGAGCCUGGAUAUUACGUUCGCUGCUAUGAAUGGACAACUCAAGGCUGAAGUUCAGGGCGAAUUCAAGGACACCAACGCGCUUGCCAACGUCACUAUCAUGGGAGCUUCAUCUUGUGGACAGGUCAAGCUGAACGGCGAGACGAUCGAUGCAAGCAACGUAGAGUACAACUCUACCAGCAGCGUCCUGAAGCUCACAGGUCUGAAUGAUUUGACCAGUGGAGGAGCUUGGCAAGGUAGCUGGACCCUGAGCUGGGAGUAA
Messenger RNA from Alternaria viburni, 3066 nucleotides. RefSeq lists its product as uncharacterized. Bases 1 to 3066 code for a protein of 1021 amino acids. The record is from RefSeq and is a predicted model, not a curated record. NCBI's taxonomy places the organism in Eukaryota, Fungi, Ascomycota, Dothideomycetes, Pleosporales, Pleosporaceae. Gene Ontology annotation, biological process: carbohydrate metabolic process. The transcript has 3 exons. Gene Ontology annotation, molecular function: hydrolase activity, hydrolyzing O-glycosyl compounds; carbohydrate binding.